AAAUCCGAAAUCGUAAACAUUUUGAUCUGAUAUUUCUCAAAUUUUAUUUUGUUGAAGUGACGCAAAUCUGAAUAUUAUUUUGAUCAAGAUUUUUCUAAAAACUAAAAACUCAGAAUUUUGGUGAUCGAACAUGGAUCCGAUGAUCGAACUGUGCGAUAUCAUAGCGAAACUUCCGGAUCAGUUUAGAGAUAAACUGGCUUGGAUUUGCGGUAGGUGCCCGCAGCCGGAGAAUUUACAGAACGAUUCAGCCAGGGCAUCGAGGUCGCAACUCAAUGCGGUGAUUGCCGUCGCUCGAUUCCUUUCUAAAUGUCCCCAUUCAAAGGAUGACCGCCCUAUAUCGACGUUGCUAGAGUUUAUCAAGGCCUUUCCGUUGACUUUGCGUCGUUCAUUUUGGCCGCAGUCUUACAAGUCCGAAUCAAUUGCUUCAUUUUACGUUGAUUUCUUGACAUACGUGUGCGAAGCCGCUAAUGCUUCUAAAGAUUUAGCUUCCGAGAUCGCCGAGUACUUUGGGGAGGUAGUCACUACCACCGUUCGUGGCCAGGAUGCGAACACCAACGAUUCUGCAAUUUCCAGGGCUUUCGUGUUGGCUUUGUCUGAUAACUUCCCGCCAGUUUUACCGUCAGAUGCCGAUCAAUUGAUAGAUCACCUUUUCAAACAAUUAGCCACGUUGGUUCCGGCGUCACAAGGGGAGAUAAUUCCAGGAGACUUAGAGAUUUCGGCUGCUCAAUCCAAUGGAAGUUUUUAUUGGAAUAGUUGUGCUGAUCAGUUGAAUUUUAUCAAUGAUGGAGGUGGGGCUAUGUGUAAGCAAAUAGUUUCUUCAUUCGAGGAAGAGUCUAUGGAGAGCUUGGAGAAGCAACAAGUUGUUUUUAAAAUGAUUGCUCAUGUUUUGGUAAAAGUAAGCAUUGAUCAAAAGCAUUUGCAGCAAGUGAGGUUAAUAGCGAAGAAGCAGCUUCAAUCUAUGUCUGCAUUUCUGAAGAUUAGCAAGCAUGAUUGGAAUGAACAAGGGCAAAACUUAAAAUCCAAAAUUAGCACAAAACUAUCGGUUUAUAGAGCUGCUGCUAGGAUGCAAAUUGCAAGUCUUGAAUCUCUUGAUUUGGAUGCGAAGACCUCUAAGAAAUUGGCGCUUGAGACUCUUGCAUUGUUGAUAGAUGCUGCUGAAGCAUGUCUUCUCUCCGUAUGGCGAAAGUUGAGAGCUUGUGAGGAGCUGUUUACAUCAUUGCUCUCGGGAAUUGCACAAGUUGCUGUCUCUAGGGGUGGGCAGCCACUGCGUGUAUUGCUCAUUCGUCUCAAACCCCUUGUGUUGGCUGCAUGUAUGCAGGCAGAUACCUGGGGCAGCAGCCAAGGAGUCAUGUUUGACGGAGUUCUUAAGACAUGUUGUGAAAUUAUUGAAUCUGGCUGGGCCAAAGACCGAGCUCCAAUAGAUACAUUUAUCAUGGGAUUAGCUACAAGCAUUCGUGAGAGAAAUGAUUAUGUAGAGCAGGCUGAUAAAGAGAAUCAGGAAGUUCCAGCAGUUCAGCUUAAUGUAAUACGCUUGUUGGCUGAUCUAAAUGUUGCUAUCAGCAAGCCUGAAGUUGUGGAUAUGAUACUUCCACUUUUUAUUGAAAGCUUAGAAGAGGGUGAUGCUAUAACUCCUAGUUUACUGCGACUUCGACUUCUUGAUGCUGUGUCUCGCAUGGCAAGUUUAGGAUUCGAGAAGUCGUACCGGGAAACAGUUGUUCUGAUGACAAGAAGUUACUUGAGUAAAAUUUCGAGUGCAGGGUCUGGAGAAAACAAAUCAUCAACAUCAGAGGCCGAUACAGAACGUUCUGAGACUCUUCCAGCGGGAUUUCUUUUAAUUGCUACCGAUCUUAAGAAUGCAAAAUUGCGUUCAGACUACCGUCAUCGCUUGUUAUCCUUGUGCUCUGAUGUCGGCUUGGCGGCCGAGUCAAAAAGUGGCAGGAGUGGAGCUGAUUUUCUGGGAGCCCUGCUUCCUGCUGUUGCUGAAAUGUGCUCUGAUUUUGACCCAACGGUGGAUCUGGAACCUUCACUGCUGAAGUUAUUCCGCAACUUGUGGUUCUACAUUGCUCUUUUUGGAUUGGCACCUCCUAUUCAAAAGAGUCAAAAAUCAGAUUCCACUACAUCAAACAGUUCAGGAAGCACUGGUAAUAUUACCCUUCAAGCAGUGGGAGGACCAUAUAUGUGGGAUGCACAAUGGUCUUCUUCUGUCCAGCGUAUUGCUCAAGGGACUCCUCCCCUUGUUGUGAGCUCUGUGAAAUGGCUUGAAGAUGAGUUGGAACUGAAUACCCUUCAUAACCCUUCCAGUCGUCAAGGGACUGGCAACGAGAAAGCUGCUAUAAGCCAAAGAACAGCUCUUUCCACGGCAUUAGGUGGGCGAGUGGAUGUUGGAGCAAUGACCACAAUUUCAGGUGUAAAGGCCACCUAUCUUCUUGCUGUGGCUUUCCUAGAGAUAAUACGUUUCAUCAGUAAUGGUGGCAUCCUGAAUGGUGGCACUAGCGAUGCCACUAGUAAUGACACUAGUGAUGGCAGUAGUUUAAACUAUUCUAGGAGUGCCUUCAGUUGUGCCUUUGAAUACUUAAAAACUCCAAAUCUUAUGCCAGCUGUUUCUCAAUGUUUGACAGCAAUUGUGCACAAGGCAUUCGAAGCAGCAGUGUCAUGGCUGGAAGACCGAAUAACUGAAACAGGCAAUGGUGCUGUGAUUAGAGAUUCAACCCUUUUCACACAUGCUUGUUUCUUAAUAAAUAGUAUGUCACAGAGGGAAGAACACAUUCGGGAUAUUUCUGUGAAACUAUUGGGUCAGCUGAGAGAUAAAUUUCCUCAGGUUUUGUGGAAUUCAUCUUGUGUAGAUUCAUUACUUUUUUUUGUUCAAAAUGACACAACGUCAACUGUUGUCAAUGAUCCUGCUUGGGAAGCAGCUGUUCGUUCUUUAUAUCAAAAAAAUGUCCGGGAAUGGAUUGUGGUAUCACUGUCAUAUGCUCCAUGUACUACCCAGGGUUUACUCCAGGAAAAGCUUUGUAAAGCAAACACAUGGCAGAAGUCACAGCAGACAACUGAUGUGGUGUCUUUAUUAUCAGAGAUAAGGAUUGGAACGGGAAAAAAUGAUUGUUGGAGUGGAAUACGGACUGCAAAUAUUCCUGCAGUUAUGGCUUCAGCAGCUGCUGCGUCAGGAGCAAAUUUGAAGUUGUCAGAAGCCUUCAUCUUAGAGGUUUUUAGUACUGGUAUAGUCAGUGCAACAGUUAAAUGCAACUAUGCUGGAGAAAUUGCUGGCAUGAGACGGUUGUAUAAUAGCAUGGGUGGAUUUCAAGCUGGUGCGCCACAACCAGGUGUUGGUGGUGGCCUCCAAAGGCUGAUCUCUGGAGCAUUCUCUCAACCACAGCAGACUGAGGAUGAUGCAUUUAAUGAGGUGUCACUUUCAAAGUUCGUUCGUCUCCUUCAACAAUUUGUUAAUUCUGCAGAAAAAGGUGGAGAACUGGAUAAGUCACAGUUCCGCGAAACUUGUUGUCAGGCAACUGCAUUGCUUCUGUCAACUCUGGGUUCUGAUAGAAAAUCAAAUUUGAAGGGCUUCUCGCAACUUUUACGUCUUCUCUGCUGGUGUCCAGCUUAUAUUGCUACCCCUGAUGCUAUGGAAACUGGCGUUUUCAUAUGGACUUGGCUGGUUUCAGCUGCUUCACAGUGGGGCUCUCUUGUCCUUACUGAACUUGUUGAUGCAUGGUUAUGGACAAUUGAUACAAAACGAGGGCUCUUUGCAUCUGAUAAGAAAUACUCUGGACCUGCUGCAAAAUUGAGGCCCCACUUGACCCAUGGGGAACCAGAGUCACUGCCUGAUAUCAAUCCUGUUGACCAAAUACUUGCUCAUAGAUUGUGGCUAGGUUUUUUUAUUGAUCGCUUUGAGGUAGUUCGUCACAAUAGUGUUGAGCAACUUUUGCUCAUUGGUCGGAUGCUACAAGGAACAGCCAAACUUAGCUGGAGCUUUUCACAUCAUCCAGCGGCAGCUGGUACCUUCUUCACCUUCAUGCUUCUUGGUAUUAAGUUCUGCUCAUGCCAUUCUCAACGGAAUUUGCAGAAUUUUAGACGUGGGCUUCAACUAUUGGAAGAUAGAUUAUACCGGGCCUGUUUGGGAUGGUUUGCCUAUGAUGCUCAGUUUUAUGACAUAAACAAUAUGAAUUUUGCUCAGACUGAGGCUCAAGCUGUUCAGUAUUUUUGUAAUGAGAUGGUAAAUUCUCUGCAAUCUGAUUCCAAGGUCCGUGUACAGGAGAAUGAAGACACUUUGGCGAAUGAUGAAUAUCACCCAGUCUGGGGGCAAAUGGACAACUAUGCAGUGGGAAGAGAAAAGCGAAAGCAGCUGCUUCUAAUGCUGUGUGAGCAUGAAGCUGAUAGGCUUUUUGUUUGGGCACAUCCUGUUUCAAAGGAACCCAUGCCUUCUCGGGCCAAACUCACUGCAGAAAAAUGGAUCGAACAUGCCAGGACUGCUUUCUCAGUGGAUCCCCGGAUUGCUUUUUCCUUGGCCUCAAGGUUUCCAACAAACACGUCUCUAAGGGCGGAAAUAACUCAGCUAGUCCAGUCAAACAUAUUGGACAUCCGUGAUAUACCCGAGGCAUUGCCAUUUUUUGUCACCCCAAAGGCAGUUGAUGAGAAUUCGGUACUUCUGCAACAAUUGCCUCACUGGGCUGCUUGUUCAAUUACGUUAGCUCUUGAAUUUCUUACUCCUCUAUAUAAGGGUCAUCCACGUGUCAUGGCUUAUGUUCUAAGGGUUUUGGAGUCCUAUCCACCAGACCACGUAACAUUCUACAUGCCACAACUCGUGCAAUCUCUGCGGUAUGAUGAAGGGAGGGUAGAAGGAUAUUUGCUUAGAGCAACUAAAAAAAGUGACAUAUUUGCACACAUUCUAAUAUGGAGUCUUCAGGGAGAGGAACUUGAAGAGGGGUCAGAAGCAGCAAUACUAGCAGGACCACCCGAUGAAAGGGCUAAAUAUUUUCAAGAGCUGCUACCAGUUGUUCGGCAACGUAUUAUCGAUGGUUUCGGACCCCAGGCCCGUGACGUGUUUGAAAGAGAAUUUGAUUUCUUUGAUAAAGUUACAUCCAUUUCCGGUGUCCUAUAUCCUAUUCCAAAGGAGGAACGCCGGGCUGGCAUCCGGAGGGAAUUAGAGAAAAUUCAAGUAAAUGGAAAAGACCUUUAUUUGCCAACUGCUCCUAAUAAGCUUGUUAGAGGUAUUAAACUUGAUAGUGGAAUACCAUUACAAUCUGCGGCAAAAGUUCCUAUCAUGAUCACCUUCUAUGUCAUUGAUAAGAAUGGUGACGAAAAUGACGUAAUGCCUCAGGCUUGUAUUUUCAAGGUUGGAGAUGACUGUAGACAAGAUGUUCUUGCUCUCCAAGUCAUAUCUCAAUUAAGAGACAUAUUUGGAGCAGUUGGACUUGAUUUAUAUUUAUUCCCGUAUGGGGUUCUCCCAACUGGUCCAGAGAGAGGUAUAAUUGAGGUUGUGCCCAACACACGAAGCAGAAGCCAAAUGGGUGAAACAACUGAUGGUGGUUUGUAUGAGAUUUUUCAACAGGAUUUUGGGCCUGUUGGCUCUCCUAGCUUUGAAGCUGCACGCAGAAACUUUAUAGUUAGCAGUGCAGGUUAUGCUGUCGCUAGUCUUCUACUUCAACCCAAGGAUCGACACAAUGGAAACCUUCUUUUUGACAAUUCGGGGAGGCUUGUUCAUAUUGAUUUUGGUUUCAUCUUUGAAAUAUCACCUGGUGGAAACAUGAGGUUCGAGAGUGCACAUUUCAAGUUGAGCCAUGAGAUGACUCAAUUACUGGAUCCAUCCGGAGUUAUGAAAAGUGAAACAUGGGAUCACUUUGUAAGCUUGUGUAUAAAGGGGUACCUUGCCUCUCGUCGAUACAUGAACGGGAUAAUCAAUACGGUGAUGCUAAUGCUAGACAGUGGAUUGCCAUGCUUCAGCAGGGGAGAUCCCAUCGGGAAUCUUCGCAAGAGAUUUCAUCCCGAGAUGACGGAGCGCGAGGCUGCCAAUUUCAUGAAAAGUGUAUGCGUAGAUGCUUACAAUAAGUGGACCACUGCUGGCUAUGACCUUAUACAGUAUCUACAGCAAGGCAUUGAGAAGUAAAUGGGAAGAACAUCAUUUUUUAAUGUGCAUCAAAAUAUUUGUAUUUUUCUAAUUAUUCCCCUCCCCCUCCCCUCUUUUUCCUUCUGUAGUUUCCAUUUUCACGAGGAAUUCCCCCCAAAAUAAUGCUAUGAAAUGAUAAAAGAAGUCGCAUAAUAAUAAGCUCCCUCACACUCACACAUGCUGUGAUGUUGACGAGGAGAAGAUUGUAAUAAUGAUUAGUAAUAAUGUAUUGUGAUAAUGAGAAUUGAAGUUCUUUG
This is a messenger RNA of Hibiscus syriacus, 6357 nucleotides long. Its product is annotated as phosphatidylinositol 4-kinase alpha 1-like. Gene Ontology annotation, biological process: phosphatidylinositol-mediated signaling; phosphatidylinositol phosphate biosynthetic process. Bases 131 to 6100 code for a protein of 1989 amino acids. NCBI's taxonomy places the organism in Eukaryota, Viridiplantae, Streptophyta, Magnoliopsida, Malvales, Malvaceae. The record is from RefSeq and is a predicted model, not a curated record. Gene Ontology annotation, molecular function: 1-phosphatidylinositol 4-kinase activity. The transcript is spliced from 26 exons. Gene Ontology annotation, cellular component: plasma membrane; cytoplasm.